Messenger RNA from Mauremys mutica (yellowpond turtle), 1537 nucleotides. RefSeq names its product SPRY domain containing 7 (gene SPRYD7). Lineage: Eukaryota; Metazoa; Chordata; Testudines; Geoemydidae. The transcript is spliced from 5 exons. Gene Ontology annotation, molecular function: protein binding. Bases 53 to 643 code for a protein of 196 amino acids. The record is from RefSeq and is a predicted model, not a curated record.
CCGCCCGGCCCAGCCCAGCCCAGCCCAGCCCGCGGCUCGGCCCCAGGGAGCGAUGGCGGCCUCGGUGUUCUGCUGCCUGCGCUGGUGCGGGGACGGCGGCGCCGGGCACAUCCCGCUGAAGGAGAUGCCCGCGGUGCAGCUGGACACGCAGCACAUGGGAACAGAUGUCGUCAUUGUCAAAAAUGGCAGAAGAAUAUGUGGCACGGGGGGUUGCCUAGCCAAUGCACCUUUGCAUCAGAACAAGAGCUAUUUUGAGUUUAAAAUCCAAUCUACAGGGGUUUGGGGUAUUGGAGUUGCAACCCAGAAAGCAAAUUUGAAUCAAAUUCCACUUGGUCGAGAUGUGCAUAGUUUAGUGAUGAGGAAUGAUGGAGCUCUCUACCACAACAACGAGGAGAAGAACAGGCUGCCAGCAAACAGCCUUCCACAGGAGGGUGACAUUGUGGGUAUUACAUAUGACCAUGUAGAAUUAAAUGUAUAUUUAAAUGGAAAGAAUAUGCAUUGUCCAGCUUCAGGAAUCAGAGGGACUGUCUAUCCUGUAGUAUAUGUUGAUGACAGUGCCAUCUUGGAUUGUCAGUUCAGCGAAUUUUAUCACACUCCUCCAACAGGGUUUGAAAAAAUACUCUUUGAGCAGCAAAUCUUCUGAACGUCUUCAUACUGAAAACUUGCACCCCUACACUGUUACAAAGCCUUUGCCAUCUUAAAUAAAGCUUCACAUUUACCUGUAGGAAACACGUGUAUUUUUAGUAAAGUACUUGUGACUGUUGUCUGAAGAACCAAAUUGUUAACUGCAACACCAGAAAAUUGUGUUACAAAUGGUAGAUUUUGACAACCGUUUUGUGAUGUGAAAAUCAGUGUUUUGGGGCAGUUUUUUCUGAUUUGUAUUUGAUGUAAAUGGAAACUAAAGGGUAUAAUUGCCACAGUAUUAAAUGAACUUUUGUUUUCAAUUUGAGCUUUAUAAAGGAAAUAGUUCAUAUGCGUGACAGUAUGUUUCCAUAAAGUUACAGGGGUAGAUAGUUCUCAUUGUGAUUUUUCCUAUUCCUUCCCACUCAGAAGUUAUGUACCUUGUAAAAAGAGAGCACUGUGCUAAUAGUCUGUUUGGAUUGCAAUGUCCUUGUUCUGCACAAUGACUAAUGAUACGAUUGGCAGCUAGAUUUUGUUUUUUCUUUUGAAACAUGUAACCUACCAAUUUCUAGUUGUUAAACAGCUAAUAUUCCUAUUGAGUUUAUAUAAAUCUCAUAGCUUUUCAUUUGCUUUAAGUGUGACAGAAUACUUGUUAGUAACAGUCAAAGUAUUAUUUUGUUGUAUGUAAAAAAAGUAAACCCAAACACCAGAUGUAUUUAUGAAGACCAUCAUGCUGUGUUACUCUGGUGGCAGAGUAGGUACAGAUUGUUUAACUAUGAUUUACACAAUGGCAGGGAAGGUAUGUUGGAUAUUAUGAUGAAUCUUUACGUCUAAACUGUAAAUCAGAUUAUUCUUUAUGGAAUAUUUUAUUUAAAUGUUUUUUUCUGGAUCCAGUAAUAAAAUGAAUAAUGAUUAA